AUGAAUGCAAGUAGAAAUCUUCUUCGUACUUUACAAGAUCUCAUAACAUUGGGACCGAAAACUGAAAAAUUCAAUCGAAUAUUUGAUGGAAUUCGAGUCGUGGCAUCUCGAAAGCCAGGCCAUAUUCAAUGUGAACUUGAUAUCGAUGAAAAACAUUUAAAUCGAAAUGAUACUUUGCACGGCGGAAUGCUGACAUCAUUGACAGACAGUGUAUCGACAUUAGCACUUGAAACCAACGAAAGAAAACCGUCGAAAUCGGCAUCGGUUGAACUGAGUGUUUCUUUUCUUAAAGCAGCAAAAAAGGGUGAAACACUGGUGAUCGAUGCCGAAACGGUGAAGUUGGGUCGAACGUUGGCAUUUCUUUCCGUAGAAUUUCGCAACAAACAAAAUAAUGAAUUGUUAGCAACGGGCAAACACACAAAAUUUCUUAGUUAA
Messenger RNA from Adineta ricciae, 435 nucleotides. The record is from the annotation of a GenBank genome assembly. Lineage: Eukaryota; Metazoa; Rotifera; Eurotatoria; Adinetida; Adinetidae.